AUGGAGGACAAAAAAGCUCAAGUAGUUGAAGAGCUUCAUAGGCCAGCACGUAGAAAUUAUAUUCGACGUCAUGUAGAUAUAAGAGGUCUCGAUGAAACGUGGCAAGCAGAUCUUGUUGAAAUGAUCCCUUAUUCAUCUGUCAAUAAUGGUAACAAAUAUUUACUUACAAUCAUAGAUACAUUUUCUAAAUAUGCUUGGGCAAUUCCUGUAAAAUCAAAAAAUGGUAAAGACGUCUCCAAUGCCAUGAUAUCUGUCCUAGUGCAAAAACGUCAUCCUCAGAAUUCGAUGUUCGAUCAGGCAUCAAUUGUUGAACGAUUUAAUCGUACAUUAAAAAAUCUCAUGUGGAAGAAGUUUACUCUUCAAGGUUCAUAUAAAUGGCAAAAAAUAUUACCAGAUAUAUUACAACAAUAUAAUAAUACAAAACAUCGAACAAUAAAAAUGAAGCCCCUAGAUGUUAAUUCAGCUAACGAGAAACAAAUAUUAAAAAACUUUAAUAAAAUGGAAGAAAAAGCACCAUUUUCACACUCUGAAAUGCAUCCACUUUGUAAAAAUUACGAUUGUGCCAUUGAAAAUGUAUACAAAAUGAAACAAUGGUUUGAAAAAAAUUUUCCAAGCAUCAAUACCGAAGAAGAUUUUGCCUGGAUACAACUUUUACAAAAAAGAAUAGUUAACAAUUAA
Aphidius gifuensis is the source of this 678-nucleotide messenger RNA. RefSeq lists its product as uncharacterized. Gene Ontology annotation, molecular function: nucleic acid binding. The transcript has 3 exons. Lineage: Eukaryota; Metazoa; Arthropoda; Insecta; Hymenoptera; Braconidae. The coding region runs from base 1 to 678 and encodes 225 amino acids. Gene Ontology annotation, biological process: DNA integration. The record is from RefSeq and is a predicted model, not a curated record.